GUCUCUAGUGAACAACAAACAAACAAGAAAAUUUUUUUUAUUAUUGUUUGUUUUUAUUAGAAAAUAAAAUCUUUAAUUGUGUUACCUUUUAAUUAAACUGUUUCAUUUUCACAUUUUUAAUUAUUAAUUAUUACUAAUUAAUCACCUCGUUUGUUAUCCUUUUCCUGGUUAACAAUGGUUUUAAAGAACAAUUUAUUCUACUGCUGAUAGAAACAACUGAUUCUAAUGUCAUUGACUGGAAAAUUGCGAUGUUUAAUUUGUGACCAUGAGAGAGAAAACUUUAUAUGUUCUACCUGUAUUUGUGAAGGUAAUUUUUCAUCAUCUAAAAAGCAAGAGGUAACUAAAUCAGAGACCAAACGGUCAAGUAAACAUGGAGGAAAAGCUUCAUCAUCAUCAUCGAUAACAACAGCAACACCAAUUUUGACUAAAUUUUCCGAGUUAAAGACCCGAUUACGUUUACUAGAGGAAGAAUACAAAACCAUUAAUGACCAGUUUGAAGCUCUUUUGGCUGAUAAUAAGAGAAAAGAAUCUCUUGAACAGGCCAUCAUUGAACAUAACUUGAAAAACAUUUCGAUUAGAAGAUUGAUCAGUUUGACUCGUAAUCAAUUAGCCAUUGUUGAUGAAUGUUCCAGAAAAACUGAACAAAUGCUUAACUCAUCGGAAAGGAAUCACGAUAGAUCAGCAGAUGAUAUUGAGACAUUACGAAGAGCAAUUGUCAGAGUACAAUAUAAACUUGAAAAGGUGAAUGCUGAGUUUGAACGAGUUCGAACUGAAGUUGAAGAGGAAACAAAGACUAAAUUGUUACAAUUGAAGGAAAGAAUUUUCCCUUUCUAUUGUGAGAAAGUUUGUUUAAAUUCAACUGCAACCAAUUCAGUUGAUGAAACUUUCUCCUCCAAAGAGGGUUCAUUGUUUAUCUCUGAAUCUGAAACUGAUUCUUUCUCAACAACAUGUUGUCCACCCUCAAUGGGUUCAUGGGCCAAUGUUGAAUCAAAUUGUCAACGUUAUUAUAUCGUUGAACCUUGGAUUCCAAAAUGUUCCGUUGCACAGCAAUACAUUAAUUGGAUUAAUCAAACCCAAGAAGCAUGUAAACUCAGUCCAAUUGGUGAACCUGAUGGUGAUGAUCAAUAUAUUGUUAAGAACGAUGCUUAUCGUAUCUCUGCUGCUCUUUCCUACAUUACUCAACUUUUGGAAUUAUCUUCAUUUGUUACCGAUGUUUCAUUUCCAAAGCGACUCAAUUUUGUUGAAUUUCAUUCUAAAUUCAAUGAGGGAACAGAAAUUUUUCUCACCGAGGAUGAAAUACUCCAUAAAGUUGCCAAAUUGAAUAUAAAUCUAAUUCAUUUAUGCCUUUCACAGAAAGUUGAUUGCAAAUUAUUGGUACCAACCCAUACAGGUCAAAAUUUGUCCUUUCUUUUUGAUCCCAACUAUGCCACUUACAACAGAGCUGGACCAGUUUUUGCUGAUACGGAAUCACAUUAUCGUUUUGAAGAAGCACUUUAUCAUGAUUAUAGUCUUAUCGAAUCAAAUGAAACUGAUUACCCUUAUUCUGAUGAUUUUUGGGAUGAAGGUGAUUGGGAAUCAAUUACUUCUGCUCAAGCAGUAGCUCCAUACGCUGAAUUAUACGCUUCCCAGCAAUCGACCACUAGUAUAACCAGUGGAAUCAUGUCUUCGGCUCUUUAUGCUGUUACCUCUCUUAUUCGUAAAAAAUGAACAAAAUCAUCUGUUUGAUGGUAACUGAUUCCAUCAACUUAAUCACCAUUUGCAGUUCAAAUAGAAUUUACUAUUCAUUUGAAUUAGUUCUCUCUUUUCCCCAUUCACUUUCUCUCUCUCUCUCUCUCUCUCUCUCUCUCUCUCUCUGGCCACUCUGGCAGUAAUAUACAAACAUCAAUGUAAAUUCAAAUCUAAUCUCCAUCAAUAUUAUACAAAGUACGCACGUUUGAAAUCAAAAAGGUCAAUAAUAAAUACAGUUAUUAACCGA
This is a messenger RNA of Panonychus citri (citrus red mite), 1975 nucleotides long. It is a transcript of the gene Atg14, whose product is annotated as beclin 1-associated autophagy-related key regulator-like. The coding region runs from base 226 to 1707 and encodes 493 amino acids. NCBI's taxonomy places the organism in Eukaryota, Metazoa, Arthropoda, Arachnida, Trombidiformes, Tetranychidae. Gene Ontology annotation, biological process: mitophagy; autophagosome assembly; cellular response to starvation. Gene Ontology annotation, cellular component: extrinsic component of omegasome membrane; mitochondria-associated endoplasmic reticulum membrane contact site; extrinsic component of phagophore assembly site membrane. The record is from RefSeq and is a predicted model, not a curated record. The transcript has 2 exons.